Molecule: messenger RNA, 2626 nt
Organism: Mobula hypostoma (lesser devil ray)
Lineage: Eukaryota; Metazoa; Chordata; Chondrichthyes; Myliobatiformes; Myliobatidae
Gene: alg5
Product: ALG5 dolichyl-phosphate beta-glucosyltransferase
Exons: 11
Coding region: 426-1304 (292 amino acids)
Cellular component (GO): endoplasmic reticulum membrane
Source: RefSeq, a predicted model, not a curated record
CUCUCCGCCCGGCCUCUCCUGUCACCUGGAGCUCCUGGCUCCGGGCUCCGGACCCUUUCCGCUUCGCUGUUUCAUUCUCAUAGGCUGGCGCGGUUGCCACGACGCUGCUGUCGAAUGUUCCGCGGGGGCGGAGAACACCUGAGGCGUCCCGGGUCCGGUGGCUGCAGCCGGUCGACGGAGCAUGGAGCUGGUCGAGGUGCUGCAGAUCCUACUGGCUCUCGCUCUUACAGCUCUGGCCCUGGUGAUCUAAGGCCGCAUGAAGAGUCACUGAGAUUGCGUUUGCCGUAGACCUGUUGUGGCGAUUAGCAUAUUGCAAUGGGUCCAGGUCCUUGCUGAGGCAGGAGUUGAUUCUAGCCAUUACCAACCUCUCAACGCAUUUCAUCGCUGUAGAUCUUGUAUUUAUUGUGCAUGUGACAGCUAUAAAAAUGCCAAAUCUUGCUCGUGGAGAGAAAGAAAAAUAUUUCUUGAAUCAAAAUUCUGCUGGGAAGGAAUUGUUCCCCAGUAUCCAUGAUCCUUCCACUAAGGAACUGUCUGUUAUUGUCCCAUCUUAUAAUGAAGAACAAAGAUUACCUCUGAUGAUGGAUGAGGCGCUAGAAUAUUUGGAACAAAGACUGAAGAAAGACUCUUCAUUUUCUUAUGAGGUGAUUGUGGUAGAUGAUGGAAGCAAAGACAAAACAACAGAGGUCGGUCUAAAGUAUUCUAAGAAGUACGGAUCUGAUCGGGUACGUGUACUAACAUUAACAAAAAACCGUGGGAAAGGUGGAGCUAUUAAAAUGGGUGUACUGAGCUCUCGAGGAAGAUUUAUUCUGAUGGCUGAUGCUGAUGGAGCUACAAAAUUUGCUGAUAUUGAGAAAGUAGAAGCAGGCUUGAAAGCUCUCCAGCCAGGUCCAGAUAACAUGGCCAUUUCAUGUGGAUCUAGAGCUCAUUUGGAGAAAGAAACAGUAGCCAAACGUUCUUAUUUUCGGACGUUACUCAUGUAUGGGUUCCAUUUUCUGGUAUGGUUUCUGUGUGUGAGAGGAGUAAGGGAUACACAAUGUGGCUUCAAGCUUUUAACCAGAGAAGCAGCUCGAAGGACCUUCUCAACUUUGCAUGUAGAUCGAUGGGCUUUUGAUGUGGAGCUUCUCUAUAUAGCCCAAUGUUUAAAGAUUCCAAUUGCAGAAGUUGCUGUUCAGUGGACAGAGAUAGAGGGAUCCAAGCUCAUUCCCUUCUGGAGUUGGCUACAGAUGGGUAAAGAUCUCCUCUUCAUUCGAUUACGUUACCUUACCGGUGCCUGGAAUCUAGAAAUACCCAAAAAAGUUAAUUAAGUUAUUGCACUGUAACUAAGGUGAAAGGAAUCGUCAACACAAAUAUAAUCAGGGGAUAUGAUGAGACAAGAAACUUGCUGUAGAUGGCAGCAAAGUUUAUUUUGCUUUCAUUUUGUAAAUUGCAUGCCGGUGAAUAAAGUGGAAUAUACAGGUUGAAUUAUUGGUUAACUCUAAAGUUAAAAAGACUCAACCAAAAAGAUACACCACAGGGGUUAUGUUUAAUGGUUUAUCGCCCUCUUGUCAUUGUAAUAACAUGUUGUAGUUCCUUUUUCUGUAAAUUCAGACAAUGUAUAUUUUGUGCUGUAUAAUUGACAGCACUGUCUUAAAACAGUCUUGUAUAAUUUGGUUGCCAAAUUCAAAAGAACUGCCAUGCCUCGUUAUGGGUGAAGCAUGAGUAAAUGAUGAAGUUGUACUUGUGUUUCUUAUUUGUAAUCCUUUAUUCUGUAUACGGAUUAUUUGAUUUCAUUAUUAAUUAUUAAGCAGUUUCAGAUUCCUAAGUACAGAUUUCAUUAGCUGAGAUAAAAUCGAAUAGAGCUGGUCUUAAAAACAAAAAAGCACUCCAGCAUCAUUUGUAGCAAAAAAGGACAAAAAGUUAAUCAGGUUUUUUCCACUGAGGUUGGGUGGGAUUAUAACUCACCCAUCAGAACUUUUUUUCAUCAGAAUUGGGAAAUGAGAGAAAGCACAUUAGAUGUAAGUUGGUUGAUAAAAGGUCUCUGUUCUCUUUUCACAGAAACUGCCUGGCCAGCAUUUAUUCUUUUUAUUUUGGAUUUCCAGCAUCUACAGUUGGUUUAAACUUUUAAAGUGGGAUUUAUGUUAGGGAAGUUUCAACAUUAAACUUGUGGUUGAUUUUGGUUAAUUAACCUAAAUUUUAAGGACUUCAUUUGAAUCACUGUAACUUGAAACUCAAUUUUUUUCUGUUCACAAUAUUUUAAUUAAAAAUUAUAAAGGCUAACUUUGGAAUAUCUUUUGUAUUCCUAGAUAAUAACACACAGAUUUAGAAAAAUCCUACCCUUGGGACUCUAGAUCCCUAAACCACAACGUUACGAGAAAAUUUUAAUAAUGUCUACAAUUCACUUCAUUGCUGAAAAGAUUUUUGGGAUGUUCUGAGUGUCAAAGGUGCUAUAUAAAUGUAAAGCUGUCUUUUCUAUUUUCAAAAUGUGAUGGUUUACUGAAUAUUCUUUCUAAGCACUUGUAUUAUUUAAUAUUGGAGAGAUUAUACAGAUAUCUAAAGUGUCAGUCAAAACAAGAUGGGUAUUCAAUGUCAUGAGCACAGGAUAUUGAAUAAAUUUAUAAACAAACACAGAUUAAAUUGGGUCUGCUUG